Messenger RNA from Lactuca virosa, 3483 nucleotides. The record is from the annotation of a GenBank genome assembly. Lineage: Eukaryota; Viridiplantae; Streptophyta; Magnoliopsida; Asterales; Asteraceae.
AUUUAUAUGUUCACUCACCAUUGACCACAAAUUAUCUCUCUCAUUAAUAUUCGCAUAGUUUCUUGCCUAAACGACUUCCUUUUUCUCUCCCAAUCCCCUCUGCCUUCUUCUCUUCGUGUUGUUCUUUGAAUCGAUUUGGCUACAUUUCCAAUUUCAUGUAAAUUGAAGGUUACGUAAGCGCAUGUUCUUCUGCUGAAUUUCUGGUUUGAUUCUCUUUUGUGAUUAUAAUGUAACAGCAAAUUGAUUACUACUCUUUCGGAUCGUUCUCUCUGUUUAGCUAAUGCCCACUUGCUCUACUCUCGUCUGAAUCUAAGUUUUCAUAUCUUAGCCAUGAAUUCUCGUUAGUUUCACACAAGAAUCAAACUUUCUCUGUUUUUGGAGAUACCCAUUCGCUUGAAUUAAUAUAAAUUCUUGUUUUAGUCAAUGGGGACUCGUUAGAGUUUUGAUCUUUUCUCUGGCUUCCAUUUUUUCACCUUGAAACUUGUCUCUUUCUUCAACGUUCAUAACAUGUAACUGUUCUUGUUAUUUCCACUGCAUUCCAACUGUUUGAUGAAAUUCCUUUCUUUUUGCUUGAUCAAAGAAGUAUAUUAAGAUGAUGGAUCUGCUGUUUGAUCAAGUCAACCGUUAGUCGAGCGAUCUCUAUAGAUGGGGAGUGCUUUGCUAUUUCGUUAAUUUAUCAACUCAUUGACUACCAAUGAAUUCACUCCGUUAAUAUCUGUAACACGUAUUCUAUUUCACAUUCAUAACUUGAUUCUUUGAUUAUUCAAACAAUAUAUACUCAUUGAUUCUUUACUGACCCCCCUAAGAUGUAAUAGUAAUUAGCAAUUGCACAUAUUACAACUUUCAUCGAUUACAUGGGGAUCAUCACUCAUCACAUAACAACACACAGAUGACUAAAUAUAAAUAUUUCGAUCAUCACACUUUUAGUGAUGAAGCAAAAUCCCUUGUAUUUCUGCCCAUUUAUACACAUAUCUUCUGUAUGCACGUUUGAAUCGGUGUGUUCUUAGCCUCUCAAGCCUUUUCUUUCUUCGAUAAAGAAGAAAAACCAUCAUAUAUAUAUAUAUAUAUGUAUAUAUAUAUAUAUAUAUAUAUAUAUAUAUUAAAAGAAACUAUAUAAAACCAAAAUAUUGUAUCUUUAUGGAAGAAACAUUUGUUCCUUUCCGUGGAAUCAGUAACGAUCUCAAAGGAAGAUUACUGUGCUACAAACAAGACUGGACAGGUGGCAUCCGGGCUGGUAUCAGGAUUUUGGCUCCAACAACAUAUAUAUUCUUUGCUUCAGCAAUUCCAGUUAUAUCUUUUGGGGAGCAGCUAGAAAGGGAUACUGAGGGAAGCCUAACAGCAGUGCAAACUUUAGCAUCAACAGCAAUAUGUGGCAUCAUUCACUCGAUAGUUGGAGGGCAACCACUUCUUAUAUUAGGUGUUGCUGAGCCAACUGUGUUAAUGUACACUUUUAUGUUCAAGUUUGCUAAAGACCAAAAAGACCUUGGAAAGCCUCUUUUCUUAGCAUGGACCGCAUGGGUCUGUGUGUGGACGGCUUUUCUGUUGGUUUUGCUGUCUAUUCUUGGUGCAUGUUCUAUUAUCAAUAGAUUCACAAGAAUAGCUGGUGAAUUGUUUGGUCUUCUAAUUGCAAUGCUUUUUAUGCAACAAGCUAUUAAAGGAGUUGUGGAGGAAUUUGGUAUACCAAAAAGUCAAAAUCCCAGUCAACCCGCAUUUCAACCUUCAUGGCGUUUUGGAAACGGAAUGUUUGCAUUGGUUUUGUCUUUUGGCCUUCUUUUAACUUCUUUAAAAAGCCGUAAAGCAAGGUCAUGGCGCUACGGGACGGGAUGGCUAAGGGGAUUCAUUGCGGAUUAUGGAGUCCCUCUUAUGGUGGUUAUUUGGACAGGUGUCUCAUACAUACCAACUAAGAAUGUUCCGGAAGGAAUACCGAGGCGACUUUAUAGUCCAAAUCCAUGGUCUCAUGGUGCUUAUACAAAUUGGACUGUUGCAAAGGAUAUGUUGAAUGUUCCUCUUGUUUAUAUCAUUGGAGCUGUUGUUCCAGCCACCAUGAUUGCAGUUCUCUACUAUUUUGAUCACAGUGUUGCAUCUCAACUUGCACAACAAAAUGAGUUUAAUUUAAAGAAGCCACCUUCAUACCAUUAUGACCUUCUUCUUUUAGGCUUUUUGACAUUAUUAUGUGGGCUAAUUGGCAUUCCUCCUGCCAAUGGAGUUAUUCCACAAUCUCCAAUGCACACAAAGAGCUUAGCCACCCUAAAACAUCAGCUUCUACGAAAUAAACUUGUAUCCACAGCUCGAAGAAGCAUACGCCAAAAUACAAACUUGGGUGAAUUAUACCGAAAUAUGCAACAAGCAUACAACGAAAUGCAAACUCCACUCGUAUAUCAGAAUCCAUCAACUCUGGGAUUGAAAGAGCUAAAAGAAUCUACAAUACAACAAGCGUCGAGUGGUGGUUACAUGGAUGCAGCUGUUGAUGAAAGCGUGUUUGAUGUAGAUAAAGAUGUCGAUGAUUUAUUGCACGUUGAAGUGAAGGAGCAACGACUGAGCAAUCUGCUACAAGCGGUGAUGGUUGGUGGUUGUCUGGCUGCGAUGCCGGUUCUUAAAAAGAUUCCGACUUCGGUUCUUUGGGGUUACUUUGCUUUCAUGGCGAUUGAAAGCUUGCCUGGUAAUCAAUUUUGGGAACGAAUCUUAUUACUUUUCACUGCUCCAAGUCGAAGAUACAAGGUGUUGGAAGAAAAUCAUGCGAGUUUUGUAGAAAGUGUGCCAUUCAAAACAGUUGCUUGGUUCACAUUGUUUCAAACGGUUUACUUAUUGGCUUGUUUUGGCAUAACAUGGAUUCCAAUUGCGAGUGUUCUUUUCCCACUUUUGAUCAUGCUGCUUGUUCCUGCAAGACAAUAUUUGCUUCCAAAACUUUUCAAAAGCGCACAUCUUCAAGAUUUGGAUGCUGCUGAAUAUGAAGAAGCCCCUCCCACCACCUACAAUAUGGCAUUUCGUGAUGAUGAUGCUCAAUCAAGAACAUCCCAAAUGGAUAGUGCAGAGGUUCUUGAUGGAAUCAUAACAAGAAGCCGAGGAGAGAUCCGUCAUUCCAACAGUCCAAAAAUAACAAGUUCAACCCAAACUCCCCGACAAAUGCUGCCUGCUUAUAGUCCACGUCAGCAAACUUACACCAGUCCAAGUCAGCAGCAUACUUAUAGUCCACGUCAGCAGACUUACAGUCCACGUGGAAGGAGCCCAGGAUCGGUUGGAAAAGGGAUAGAAAUCAAGCAAACACCGAGUCCUGGUCCAUCAAAUCUUGGUGAAAGCUCUUCUUCUUGAAAACUUUUGAGUGCUUGAGAGGUUUCUUAUUUGUGUAAAUUAAUUAUGUUGUUAUUGUGAUAUAAGAUGUAGAAUGUUGUGAGUGUUUCUUUUUAAUUUAAUGUAUGUGUGUGGUCUUUGGGCAGAAAACAAGUCAUCAAUUUUAUAAUGGAAUAAACUUUUUUUUUAUUGUUC